GAACAUGUGGAAAACAUUCUGGAAGAAUAUUCACAGAAAGGUAGAGAUGUGCAGAAGAGGCUGAAGGAAACCACUGAGCUACGUGAACAACAGAAAAUCAAUUUAAGACUCAUCAUUGCUGAUUUGCAGACUAAACUGAUGGAAGUGCAAUCGGAAAGAGAUGUGCUUCAGGAUACCAGACAAAAGGAAUCCCAGAGCCGAGAGAAUGUAAAAAUACAACUAAAAAAUACUAUUCAGGAGCUGGAAGCUGCCAACCAGCUGCAGGAGGAGAUGCUAAGGGAGGCUGACAGCCAAACCGAGCAUCUGAGAAAGAUGGUACACAGCCACGAGGAAGUACUUCUGGAACUACAUGGCAUCCUAAUGGACUACGAAGACAGCACAGGCAAGAAACUCUAUGAGUAUGAGAAUAUUACCAGCCUACACAUCCACAACCUGAGCACAGCAUUUGCUGAUGUCCUGCGACAUUUAGACUCGGAGGUGUCAUACCUCAAAGAAAAGGUUGUCCUGGUGGAAGAAGAACUUGAGUCACUGAAAAAAGUUUCACAGACCCAAAACCAACUUCUGCUUCAGCAACAUCAAAAUAGGAUUGAGCAGCUAAUAAGUGAGCAUGAACAGGAGGUGGCAGCACUACCUGAUAAAGCUAACAGUGCAUGCAGCUAUGCAAAUAGUACCCAAAGCCAGAUGGAGAUGAUUCAAGAACAAACAAGAAAUCAGAAUUCAGUGCAUCCACAUCAAGUUAGUCACCUGGAAUCUACAGUUUCUCAGCUGCGUUCUGAAUUACGAGACGCAAAGAAGACGUACGAAGACAAGGUUAAAGAUCUUGAGAAGCAGUUGCACCUAGCUCAUUCUGGGAUAGCAGAAGCUCCAACAGAACGAGAUCAAUGCAGCCAAGAAUCUGGAAAUCUGAAUGACCGGAUUCAUCAAUUGUUGAUGGAACUUCAUAAAAAAGAGGUAGAACUAAGUCUAGAAAAAGAGCAGAACAAGCGAUUCUGGGAUCGGAACACUGACAACAGCAUCACCAUUGACCAUCUCAGGAGAGAACUAGACAACAAAAACAUGCAAUUGCAGCACAUGGAAAACACAGUAAAGAAAAUGAGGACUGAAUGUCACAGACAAAUGGAGUGCCAGAUGGCUGCAAUUAAGGAAAAAAUUGAAGGCAUUGGAAGAAUCUCCUCUUUGACUGUCCAGCUGGAUUCAACUAAGGAAACACUCCAUAAAGUUAAAGAAGAUCUUGCAGCCAAACAGAUCGAUUUGGAGACUGCUGAGAAAACAGUGUCAAAUCUGACGGCCCGUCUGCGGGAGAAAGAGAGCGCCCUUGAGGUUACCAAUAAGGAAGUCAAGAAGCUACAUUCACAACUUGGCAGUAGGAUGCAGGAGCUCCAGCAUCUAAAGAAUGAAGAGGACUGUUUGCACAAUGUGCAGUCGGAGUGUGAGACACUGAAACUGCAGCUGUUAGAGAAGGAAAGGAUUAUUGAGAUUCUCCAACAACAAAUUGAUAACAUGACCCAGGUUGUGGGCCAGCACAGUCGAACUGCUGGAGCAAUGGAAGUUGAGAAAUCUCAGCUUAUAAAAGAAAUCAAUGACUGGAAACUUAAAGUAGAAGAACUUCAGAUUGCAAAGGAUGAGAAAGAAGCCAGAAUACAUGAAAUGGAGGCCAGACUGAAUGAGCUGGAACUGGAAAAGGUUAAACUGGUAAACACAUGCAGUGAGAGGCUCCAUGCACUUAAUGAUAUGAAACUGGAAAAAGACCAGCUAAUGAAUGAACUCCAAGCCGGUCGGAGUGAGCUAGCUGGCCUUGCAGGGGGAUUUGAAGAUUUGAAGAGGGAUUACCAGGAUAAAAUCGAGGAGAUGGAAAAUACUGCAAACAGACUGAAAAUGCAGUUGAAAUCUGCCCAAGCUGAACUUGAACAGACCAGGACUGCUUUAAAGACUAUGGGGGGAUCAGAUGGCCAUGCUAUGAAAGUUGCAGUGGGAAUGCAGAAGCAGAUCACAGCCAAGAGAGGACAGAUAGAUGCGUUACAGAGCAAGAUUAAAUUCUUGGAAGAGGCAAUGACAAACGCAGCUAAGGACAAGCAUUACCUUAGAGAAGAAAAUAAUAAACUAAGUCAAGAAUUGAGCUAUAUUACAGCAGAAAAUACCAAGAUUACUGGGGAACUGGAGAUCCUGAGAUUGCAAGACAAACGUCUGAAAGAAAAAAUACCUAAGAUGGAGACAGCCCUUGACAAGGCAUCCAUGCAGUUUGCAGAAUGUCAGUGCAUAAUCCAGUGUCAGGAACAAGAAGCCAUGCGCUUCCGACUGCAGCAUACUUUAGAUGUAAAAGAACUGCAGGGCCCAGGCUACUCAUCAGCUUCUGCUCCAGGCAAGCUGCGGCACAUAGCGCCUCUUUCCCACCUGCACUCUGCUGUCGUGCCACCUUCCCUGAGCUUGGCCAGCUGUGCCCCUCACAUGCCCUCCAAGCCAGGCAUCUUGAAGGAAGAACCAUUGCAGGAUCUAAAGAGGAUUCUUCAAGAAUUAACAAACUCAGACAAUGACAUUCCCGUUGUGGAUCUUGGCAAGGGUGGCAGCAAUGGUGGGAGAAAAUCACCUUUAGCAACUGUGAGGAAUACCAUGGAUCCUUCAUGCUUACAUACUGCAGAUCUUUGGUCCCAAGACGUUACCCUGCCCUUUACAUCCCUUGGAGGUGCAUCCAUCUCAGCAGCUCCUCGUUAUACAUCCUCGCCCAAGAAGGUGUCUCAGGAGGAGAGACACAGAGACAGGUCUCCAGUACACUUGCUACUAACUGCUCCACCCGAUGACCUUGCAGCUGGCCCCAGCACCUCACCAGAGCACAGACCAUCCGCAGGGAAGGUUGGCUCUCCAGAGGAUGCAGCCACAGUCCCUCAGAUAAAUUCUCAGCCCAUGGAAACUAGUGGGAAUACAUCUAAGAGGCUACAGAACAAGAUGGAAAGCCUGCAGAACCUGGUGGAAUCAUUACAGAUAAAAAACCAAGCCAUGUCAUCAAUGAUCAGAACUCAGGAAAUGAAGACAGAGAAAGCAAAGGAAAAGAAGAAAAAGCUAUCAAAGUGA
Egretta garzetta (little egret) is the source of this 3066-nucleotide messenger RNA. It is a transcript of the gene CCDC158, whose product is annotated as coiled-coil domain containing 158. The record is from RefSeq and is a predicted model, not a curated record. NCBI's taxonomy places the organism in Eukaryota, Metazoa, Chordata, Aves, Pelecaniformes, Ardeidae. The transcript is spliced from 20 exons. The coding region runs from base 139 to 3066 and encodes 975 amino acids.